AUGAAUCACCUUAUCUUAUCCGCCCAACCGUCAGCGUCGUUAGGGUAUGCUCUUGACACUGAAGGCUACCUGAAUUCUCUCAACGACAAUCACCCAUACGUGAGAUACGACAUCGUCCCAUUGCGUAAUCUAUGGGGUGCCGACGGUUCGGUCGUUGUUCAAGCAACCAUCCGCGACCAGUCCAGCCCAUUCAUUGAGUGCCGUCGUGGCCCAUUCUUACCAGCCUCACUGGUUCUCUACCAUAUUCCUCUCCCUGCUUCAAAUCCUGUAAGCUCCGUGGAUCCUCAGCCAACACCAAUGAGCAUCCACCAAGCAGCAUUAUUGUUGUUCUCCAACCCCUCUUCCGCUUUGCCCGAGAGACCUGCUUCAUCCAGAUGUGGACCACUAGCUCGAUUUAUCCCAUUUCGUCGUUGCUCGUUGGUGUCUCUGUCCCAAGGGUCGUUGUAUGAUCUUCGAACGCAGACCGAUAUUCAUAUCCCCAGGUCGCUCCAUUGUGAUUCGGAAAGGUCGAUCCUGCUCACUUCUCAGUGGGGGAGCCUUCGGCCACUUUCACUUAUCUUCGGCGAAAUCUUUGACCAAAUUACACUGAGUCGCGUCAGAACGGCAGAUCGAUCUGCGGCCCGGGCUAUUUUCGCGACCCGUCGAGUUGUCAGCUCUUUUUUCAGGUUGCUGGGUGAGAGACUGGGCAGUUUCCUCGCUAAAAUGCAUGAUCCUCAUAUCAUAAAACAACUGCAACUGUCCACCAAUGCUCCAUCGCCCAGGACAUUUGCCUCUGCAGAAGCCGGGAGACAAAGACUCCGUGGGGAGAUUGCGAAAUGGCGAAACUACGUCCAGCACAUGGCCCUUUUCGUCGACUCUCCGGACCUGUUGGACUCUUUCUGCAGGACUCUCAAUGACGAUGCUGACCGGCAAUACUUUCCAGACUAUUAG
This is a messenger RNA of Cladophialophora immunda, 930 nucleotides long. RefSeq lists its product as uncharacterized. The transcript has 2 exons. The coding region runs from base 1 to 930 and encodes 309 amino acids. The record is from RefSeq and is a predicted model, not a curated record. NCBI's taxonomy places the organism in Eukaryota, Fungi, Ascomycota, Eurotiomycetes, Chaetothyriales, Herpotrichiellaceae.